Messenger RNA from Phlebotomus papatasi, 2329 nucleotides. Its product is annotated as mitochondrial potassium channel ATP-binding subunit. The record is from RefSeq and is a predicted model, not a curated record. Gene Ontology annotation, cellular component: membrane. The transcript has 3 exons. Gene Ontology annotation, biological process: transmembrane transport. Bases 53 to 2095 code for a protein of 680 amino acids. Gene Ontology annotation, molecular function: ATP hydrolysis activity; ABC-type oligopeptide transporter activity; ATP binding. NCBI's taxonomy places the organism in Eukaryota, Metazoa, Arthropoda, Insecta, Diptera, Psychodidae.
AACAUAACCUAUAUCGCGGAGCCCUUUUUCCUUCGUCAAGUUGGCCAGAAAGAUGUACCUCCUCAGAAAUUCCCUCUGUCGGGAGCUUAAAAGUCUCAGAACUACUCUCUGGAAGUCCAGAGUGGGUUUCUGCAGGAAGGCAGGAGCUCCGGAAAAAUCCUCUUUUCCCAGGUUAGCGUACGGUGUCACUCUUGGUGGAUGUACAUUCCUAUCUCUACACUGCCUCCGCACACGAAAAGUCAAUGUGAAGUGCGAACCUGUGGCUCCCAUCAGGGAGAUUCCACAUCAGUUCGACUGGCGACGGCUGUGGAGUUACCUAAGACCACAUUUCCUCAAGCUCUUAGGCGCUGUGAUUUCAGCCAUAGUAGUAGCGUACCUUAACAUCAAAAUACCAAUUUUUCUGGGUGUUUUCGUCAACACAUUGUCCAAGUAUGCCGGGAUUGGUGGGGCAACUGUAAAGACGACACUUAGAGAAUUCCUCGCUGAUAUCCAGAAACCAGGAUUCCAUCUCUUCGGUCUCUAUGGGCUUCAAUCUCUCUUUACCUUCUGCUACAUCAUCCUUUUGAGUCAGAUUGGUGAGGACAUGGCUGCCCAGAUCAAACAGGAUCUCUAUCGUCAGAUCAUUGUUCAGGAUUUAGCCUUCUUCGAUCGCAAUCGAACAGGAGAACUCGUCAAUCGUCUCACAACGGAUGUUCAAGACUUCAAAUCCUCCUUCAAGCAGUGCAUCUCGCAGGGAUUGCGUUGCGCAGCCCAGUUAAUUGGUGGCGGAAUAUCCCUGGUAACCAUUUCUCCUCAUAUGGCAGGGGUUGCUCUUAUCUCAGUUCCCUCAGUCGUACUUAUGUUUUCCAUGCUUGGCCAAUCCCUGCGUGCCAUUAGCAAGAAGGCACAACAUCAAAUGGAAAAAGCCACGAGUGUAUGCGAAGAAGCCCUAUCGAACAUCCGGACAGUGCGCUCCAAUGCCUCAGAAUAUCACGAAAUAGAAGUUUUUGAACGUGAAACCAAUGAGGCUGCAGUCUUGGCGCAAAAUCUCGGAUCUGGAAUUGCUGUCUUCCAAGCCCUCACCAAUUUUAUGCUCAAUGGAAUGGUGGCAUCUACUCUUCUUUCUGGUGGCUAUCUCAUGUCAACCAAUCAAAUUACUGCCGGUCAAUUAAUGGCAUUCCUGGUGGCAGCUCAGGGUGUUCAGCGAUCCCUCACACAAGGUUCCCUACUCCUGGGCUCGAUGAUUCGCGGUCUGACAGCUGGAACUCGCGUAUUUGACUACCUGGCUGUCUCUCCACAAAUUCCCCUGGAUCGUGGCCUCAGCAUCCCUCCGGACGUCCUCAAGGGCCAUAUACGCUUCCAUAAAGUCACUUUCGCUUAUCCCACUCGUGAAGAACAAACUGUCCUCAGAGACUUCUCACUGAUCCUUGAGCCAGGGAAGACAGUGGCUCUCGUGGGUGCCAGUGGAUCAGGAAAAUCCACAGUAGCUGCUCUACUUGAGCGUUUCUACGAACCCACUGGAGGAUCUAUUGAGCUGGAUGGCUUCAAUCUCUCAGAGAUCUCCCCCAUGUGGCUUCGAGGGCACGUAAUUGGCUUCAUUGAGCAGCAACCAAUCCUCUUUGCCACCACCAUUUUCAAUAACAUCAAGUAUGCCCGGCCAGAUGCCACAGAUGAGGAGGUUUUCGAGGCAGCUCGUCUGGCUCAGUGCCAUGACUUCAUUAGACAACUCCCUGAUAGCUAUGACACGAAUGUAGGAGAAAGGGGGGCACAAUUGAGUGGAGGGCAGAGGCAGAGGAUUGCAAUAGCUCGAGCCCUCCUGAAAAAGCCCACAGUCCUGAUCCUCGAUGAGGCAACAAGCGCCCUGGACGCCACGAGUGAAGCUGAGGUGCAGAAGGCACUCGAUACAGCAGUCCAAAAUCGCACCACGCUCGUAAUUGCCCACAGAUUAUCCACCAUUCGCAAUGCCGAUCUCAUCGUGGUGCUCAAUCAAGGACGAAUCGUCGAAGUGGGUACCCAUGAACAACUGAUAUCCCGCAAGGGUCUCUACUUUGCUCUCGUAAGCCACCAGAGUGACUCACGGGCAGCAUCUGAAGAGGACUCUCGCCACAGAGGCUAAAGCAAAAUUCCCAUUGACGCGAGUUUCUUUUAGAACAAAAAACAUUAGAUAUUUUUUUCUCUCUAUUCUAACAAAGAGAUAUCUUCUCAAUGAGAAUAUGAGUGCUAUUUAUUUUUUUAAUUCUUUUUUUUUUGUCAACCUAGAAAAGGAAAUGUAACUAUACCAGAGAGGAGGUUCAUAUCGUUGUUACAAUAAAGCAAUGUUGAUCCUAGAUGAGAAAAUGGCUUUUCAUUU